This is a messenger RNA of Manihot esculenta (cassava), 783 nucleotides long. Its product is annotated as putative golgin subfamily A member 6-like protein 19. The coding region runs from base 1 to 783 and encodes 260 amino acids. NCBI's taxonomy places the organism in Eukaryota, Viridiplantae, Streptophyta, Magnoliopsida, Malpighiales, Euphorbiaceae. The record is from RefSeq and is a predicted model, not a curated record. The transcript has a single exon.
AUGGAGAUUGAUGCUCGGGACCAAUCGCUCCAGAGCUUAGUGGACCGUCAAAUUGAGGAGGCUAGCCAUGAAGAGAAUCUCUUGGCCACUGGUGAUGCUAGGGGCCAGCUUGCUGCAGCUCAAGGUCAGCUGAAGUCCCUUCAGGAGGAGUUGGCCUGGGCCACCGAGGCUGUUAAAAGGGUUGAUCAGAGGACCGUUGUGGCAGAAAAUCGUUGUGACGAGGUUCUGAUGCAGCUGUCCUCCCUGGAGGGUACCUGCCACGAGAGGGAUGAGGCUUUAACUCAGCGUGAUGAGGCCUGGCGCCAGUGUGAGGCAAUUAAGACAGAUUAUGAGAAUGCCCAGGCCCAUUGCGAGACGCUAAUGUCCCAAAAAGAUGAGGCUCUAGCUCGAAUAGUUGUCCUCGAGCAGGAGCUCGGCAGACGCAGUAAGAGCCUGAAGGACUUAACCUUGGCAACGGAGGAGUCAAAACUUCAGAAUCAACAGCUCUGUCAAGAAGUUAAGGCUUUGGAAAGGAGAUGUUCUGCCCUGCUUGAGGAUGCUAAGCUAAUUGAAGACAAAGUCAGGUUGGCUGGUGAGGAGCGCCUGCAGGUCUACAAGGAGUCCACUGAGUUUAAAUCAGAGGUUGAUCAGGCCUGUCAGAGGUUUUUGCAGGAAUACAAAGGUUCUUUGGAGUUUAAAACUGAGCUCGGGCAGGCCUGUAAGAACCAUCUUCAGCUUUACAAGGACUCCUCCGAGCUAAAGGCUAAAAUUGAGGAGGCCUGCGAGCCAAGAACAAAAAUCUGA